Molecule: messenger RNA, 1898 nt
Organism: Oryza brachyantha (malo sina)
Lineage: Eukaryota; Viridiplantae; Streptophyta; Magnoliopsida; Poales; Poaceae
Product: probable serine/threonine-protein kinase At1g01540
Exons: 7
Coding region: 54-1643 (529 amino acids)
Biological process (GO): protein phosphorylation
Molecular function (GO): ATP binding; protein kinase activity
Source: RefSeq, a predicted model, not a curated record
CUUGGAUUCUUUGGCCGCUCUGCUUCAUCGUCAGCUCCCUCUCGUGGUGCGCGAUGGUGGGUCAGAGGAGGCUGCUCGCCGAGGCGCCUCCGCACCAGGCGCACUCCUCGCGGCACCAGCAGGGCGCGCCGUCGUCGGUGUGGAGCGCCGGGUACCUCAACGGGUGGCUGUCGCAGCGGACGGCGGUGUUCGGGCUCCGCCUGUGGGUGCUCAUCGGCAUCGCCGUCGGCGCCGCCAUCGUGCUCGUCCUCGUGCUUGUGUUCAUCUGCCUCUCGCGCCGCCGGCGACGGCGCGAUGACCUCGCAUCCAAUCUGUACCCGGCCGACACCAAGAUUCUCAAGCAGCACCUGCAGCAGCCCACGCCGCCCAAGGACAUCCAGGAGAUCGUUCGCCGGCAGCAGCAGCAGCAGCAGCAGACGCCGCCGCCGCCGCAGCGGUCGCAGACGCCGGUGGCGCAGCAUGGGGUGCAGCUCGCCAAAGCAGAAACUCCGCCGCCGCCGCAGCGGUCGCAGCCGCCGGUGCUAGCGGCGGGAUCCACGCGGUCGACGGCGGCCAGCGGCAUGUCGGCCACGACGAGCGGCGGGAGCGAGCGUGACGCGGCCACGCCGAGGAGCACCGCGAGCGCCUCGGCCGGGCCGGAGGUGUCGCACCUCGGGUGGGGCCACUGGUUCACUCUCCGGGAGCUCGAGGAGGCAACCGACGGGCUCGCGGAGGAGAAUGUGAUCGGAGAAGGCGGCUACGGGAUUGUUUACAAGGGCACGCUGCAGAAUUCCACCAUGGUCGCCGUCAAGAAUCUUCUCAAUAAUAGGGGCCAGGCCGAGAAGGAGUUCAAGGUGGAGGUCGAAGCGAUCGGGCGUGUUCGGCACAAGAAUCUCGUCAGGCUGCUCGGCUACUGUGUAGAGGGAGCUUACAGGAUGCUUGUGUACGAGUAUGUAGACAACGGCAAUCUUGAUCAAUGGCUUCAUGGUGAUGUUGGGGAUGUGAGCCCACUAACUUGGGAAAGCAGGAUGAACAUAAUUCUUGGUACUGCUAAAGGGCUGGCCUAUCUUCAUGAGGGGCUGGAACCGAAGGUUGUCCACCGUGACAUCAAAUCUAGCAAUAUCCUUCUUGACCAGCAAUGGAAUGCUAAAGUGUCAGAUUUUGGGCUUGCGAAGCUAUUGUGCUCAGAGAGAAGUUAUGUUACUACCCGUGUUAUGGGAACCUUCGGCUAUGUGGCACCUGAAUACGCCAGCACUGGAAUGUUAAACGAGAGGAGCGAUGUUUAUAGCUUUGGAGUACUAAUAAUGGAGAUUAUAACAGGUAGAUCACCUGUAGAUUACACAAGGGCACCUGGAGAGGUGAACUUGGUUGAAUGGCUGAAGACCAUGGUUGCUGAGAGGAAAGCUGAGGAGGUAGUAGACCCCAAGCUGGCUGAGAAGCCUUCUCCCAAAGUACUGAAACGGGCACUUCUGGUCGCCCUUCGUUGCGUUGAUCCUGAUGGCCAUAAGAGGCCUAAAAUGGGGCAUGUAAUCCACAUGCUCGAAAUGGAUGACCUACAAUUGAAUGAUAAGAAGCCUGGAAGGGAUGCACCUCACACAUCGGACAGGCACAGUUCAAGGGAUGGCGGUAACUACAGCAAGCGUGAGAACCAACGGUACAGAUGACAACUGCCCAGUACUACAGCUGAACAUGAGUUUGUAUGGAUUGCCAAUAUUAACCAUGUUGUCAUUACAUAAUUUUUUCCUCCUCUUUGGAUCUCAUAACCAACUCUCCUUGCUCUUUUGACUGUAUUAUACUCGAGCAUCAUUCUGUGACACUUGACACUUAUAAACUACACAAGUGUAGGGUGGUGUUGUGACUGACUAUGCCCAGCUAAUGCUAACUGGAGUACAAUGUUAAUGUGGUUCCACCUAACGCAA